Clarias gariepinus (North African catfish) is the source of this 5120-nucleotide messenger RNA. RefSeq names its product stimulated by retinoic acid gene 6 protein-like. The record is from RefSeq and is a predicted model, not a curated record. Gene Ontology annotation, molecular function: signaling receptor activity; retinol transmembrane transporter activity. Bases 143 to 2017 code for a protein of 624 amino acids. The transcript has 19 exons. NCBI's taxonomy places the organism in Eukaryota, Metazoa, Chordata, Actinopteri, Siluriformes, Clariidae. Gene Ontology annotation, biological process: vitamin A import into cell. Gene Ontology annotation, cellular component: plasma membrane.
CAAACACACACACACCCACACACACACGUUGCCUCCAACGGAGUACAAGGGUUUCUUUAUUUUCUUAUCUUGGAAAAUUGAAGAACGUAUUUUUCCUCCUCAAUCUUAAAGGCUUGUUCUCUUUUUCCGGACACCUGAGCACAUGGAUAAUGAUUCAUUCACAGAUUUUAUCCCAGUUGAUGAAAACUCUACUGAUAUCAGCAAUGAGACAAUUAUAAAGCCCGAGUGUGAGAACUAUGACCAGAAUUUUCUGAAUGUCACUCUGAUACCCGCUGCGGUAAUUAUACUACUGUUGGCACUUGUAGAGCGCAGAAAGAGGACUUGCGCCUGUGAGAGGAAAGUGCCAUGUCUAAGUGGCCGGUUUGGAGUCGUGGUACCUGUGGACUUUACGAGCACAACGGACACCCGGUGGUUCUUCGCCUUAGUUUUUGGUUCUGUGGUCCAAAACAUGGUCAGUCUGAUCUUGGGCAUCACCAACCCACUUCCCUUUACACUGCCAUCUUAUCUAUCAGUAUUUGUGUACAUGUUGGCAGCACUGAAGGUGGGCAUCGCCUGUAUGCCAUUAUUUGCCUGCCUAUCAACACCACAUCAACUGCUGGGAGGAGUUCUGGGCCUGCUGUAUUCAAUCUUCUGGUUCAUUGUGCAGUUGCUUGAGUUACUCUGGUGCAGUAACUCAACAGCAGACAAAGGUGGUUUAAAAGCCUUUUUCCAAGACUAUGAGUGGUUACUAGAUGUCCCACAGUUACUGUGUUUGGGGCUGCUGAUGUGUCGGUUUGGAUUUCAGAUGGUGAAGGAUGUUCUGAUCCGCCUAAAGAAACUUAAACGACAGGAGGAAGUGAAGAAGGAGCAGUUAGAUUAUGUAAAGAGAUUAUUGCGACGGCCGUCUGAGAGGUCUGUGCAGAAGAGUUGGUUCCAAAGGAAAGUGUAUGAAUGGGAUCCGUACUUUAAAUUCCCCAACAGGAUGAUCACCACCGUCGUGCUCUCAUUCUUCAGUUUGUACUUGAUGGUGCUAUUGGAGCAGGUCAUUACUUUUUACUUCGUCACUCUCUCAUCUGAACUGUAUGACGAAUACCUCAGUGUCCUUCUCAACCAAACUGUCUUCAUCCAACACCUGAACUAUGCCAAGUACACCUGGUACGUGUCCUCCGGCUGUGGCACAUUUUCAUCUGUGAUCCACAUUAUCCUUGUGUUGGUUUUUUACAGGAAGCACAUCAAAUCAGUGUGGGCCGGAGAGAAAAAAUACUUACCGCGGAAGUAUAACCCGACUCCUGCUGUUAGUUUGUGUGGGCUUUUAAAGUACCCUGGCUUUCAGAUUGCCUUCACGCUGUGGGGUUACUUGCUCGUACAUUUGGCGAUGUUUGUCGGUGGCAUGGCGUUUGUGUAUUUGGUUAUAUACCCCAUACAGACUAAAGGGUUUCUUCCCUGGCUGAUUAACCUGAUGAUCGUUAUGGCGAAUUUCUUCAUUAUGCUGGUUGUAAUGACGCUUCAGCGCCUUUUCAUCCACAUAUUUUUCCUGCAAGAUAAAAAAUCUCCCCUGGAUAAAGAAAAGCCGUUAGCACUAGACAACAGGAAGAUCUUCCACAACCUCAACUACUUCCUCUUCUUCUUUAACAUGAUCUUGGGCUUAAUGAGCUGCGUGAUGCGCGUACUCAAAAGUGCCGUCGUGGGGUUGAUGUUACUUCCGCGUAUCGAAAGAGCAUUAAUGCCACAGGGCUUCCAGAAAUUUGACGCAAGUUACUGUACCUGGGUGGGAAUGAUCAUAGCAGAUCAUCAUCACAGUAAUCCAGUUCUGAUCUGUUUUUGUCACCUGCUGCAAAAACACUCACUGCAGUGUGAUCCAGCAGACGAGACUUUAAAAAACUCAGAGCCUCCUGUGCAAUUGAGAGUGCGCACUCGCUGGCUUCUCAUGUACACCCUAGUGAGGAACCCUAAACUCAUCACGAUGAGAAAGAAAACUGAGAAGAAUGAAAAAGACGCUGAUUUAACUUUUGCAAUGGCCGUCUUGAAUACAUCAUAAUCACAGGCCAUUUAAUCAUGUGAAGAAAGUUCUUACACAUACACUCAGUUUUAUUAAUAUUGAAACAAUUUAACUUUUUGUCAUUUGGCCUCUGUACACCACACUGAACACACACAUUAAUGGUGGCUCAUAAUGAAUUGAAGAAAUGCAACCUGGUGGGCGGGGCCUGUUCCCUUGUUACUCCAUGACUAAUCAAGCAGAUACAAGGCCUUGAGGUGGUUCUAAGUGAUGCAUUUGGUAGCUGUUCAAUCAACAUGAGGUCUAAAGAAGUAUUUAAGCAAGUGAAGCAGGCCUUCAUUAGGACUCAUCCUGAGUCUACAAUCAAAGAACUUUAAAAGGCUUUGGAAAGUAAAUACAGAUGCUUUACAGCAAGAUGCAAACUACUGGUAAUGCUCAAGAAGCAAAAUGCGAGAUGAGACUUUGCCAGAAAACACUUAAAAAACCUUCCCAGUUCUAGAUAAAAUCAAAAUGAUCUUAUAUCAGAAUGGUGGGAAGAAAAAAGUAUGGAGAAGAAAACAACAGCUCAUGAUCCAAAGAUCUGUCAAACAUGUUGGAGGCAGUGCUAUAUCAUAUAGGGAUGCCCAUAAGACUGGGUUACUGAUGUUUAUUGAUGACCUUCAGCUAUACAAUUAGGUUACAUUCAGAUCAGAUAUGCUCAGAUUUGGCCAAAUGCUACAAAAAUGACAAAGGAAUAAAGACCAAAAACAUGAAAUGAAAGCUACCUACUGUAAGAGUUUACAAAGGCAAAGAAAUGUAACAUUUUUGACUGGCCAAGUCAGUCACCUGGUCUCAACCCAAUAGAGCAUGCCUUUCACUUACAAAAGACAAGACUGAAGACAUUAAGGGCCUGGGAAAGCACCUUCAGGAAGGAAACUCAGCAUUUGGUCAUGUCCAUGUGUUCAAGACUUUCAUACAAACAUUAAAGGCAAUAUUUGUGUUUGCAAUAAUGUUUUUUUUUUGUUGCAUUAUUUAUGAGCCACCAAAAUGGGGUGUAAAUAUGAAAAUGGCUGUAAUUUCUAAAAAAGGGUAAUGCUACACUUUUUUUAAACCACUUAAAAUAAAUCUGAAAUUCUUGACUUGUUCACAUCUUGAGUGUUUAAUUUUAAAUUCAAUGUGGUGCUCUACAAAGGCCAAAUGCCACAAAACUGUUCCAAUAUUUCUGAACUGUAUCCUGAUCAGCCUUAACAUUAAAGCCACUGAUAGGUUAACAUUAAUGAUCUCAUUACAGUGGAACCUGUCUGUGCUGGGAUAUAUUAGACAGCAAGUGAACUGUCACACUUUAAAGGUGUUGUGCUGGAAUGUGUUCAAAACUUUAGCUCUUGUGUAAUGUUCUCAGGCUGCAGGGGUCAGGAUCUACCAAAAGUUCUGAAAGAAAAGACAACUGUUGAACCAGUGAAAAGGUCAUGGCAGGUCAAGGCUCAUAGUUGCACAUGGGGACUGAAGGUUGGACUGGAGAGUCUGCAAUAGAAGAGUUAUUGUAGUGCUGACUACUGGAAAAAAGUGAAUGCUGGUUCCAAUAGAAUGGAGUCAGAACACACAAUACAUUGCAGUUUGUUGCAUAUGGGGCUACACAGCUGAAGAUCAUUCGGGGGGCUUAUGUUGGCCUGUGUCCACGACCUAAAGCUUCUGCAAAACUGUCAUGUGAGCAUUAGAGUUGGACCACUGAGCAACAGAAUAAGGAGGUAUGGCCUUAAGAAGCACAUAUUUUACAUCAUAAGGAUGGCUGGGUACAUGUGCUUCACUUACCUGGGGAAGAAAUGGCACCAAGAUGCAGUUUGGGACGCAAACAAGCUGGUGGAGAAAGUGUGUUGCUCUGGGUAAUAUUUUUCUGGGAACUGUUGGGUCCUGUCAUUCAUGUGAAUGUUACUGUACCACAAACAGUGGUCUCUGAAGGCAGUGGCCUCUUGCCAUUACAAGGUUAAGAUUGGUUUGAGGAACUUGACAAAGAGUUCAAAGGGUUGUCUUACCUUUCAAUUCUCCAGAUCUCAAUUUAAUCAUGAGUUUUUGGAUGUGCUAGAAAAACAAGUCAGUCAGAUCCACGGAAGGUCCACCUUACAACUUAAGGACUUAAAAGAUGUACAGUACUAUUAAUGGUUUGGUGCCAGAUACUACAGGUAACGUUCAGAGGUAUAUUGGAGCCCUUUAUAAUUGUUUAGGAGGCACAAGACGAGCAACAUAAUAUUAGACAGGUGGUUUUAGUGUUAUGGCUGAUUGGUGUGUGUGUGUGUGUGUGUGUGUGUGUGUGUGUGUGUGUGUGUGUGUCUGUGUGUGUGUCUAUUAAACUUAGUCUAUUAAAUUUUAGUUUCUUUUUUUAUCAUAUACCUUGUGCUAAUGUAGUUUCUGUCUAUAAGGACCACACUGCCAUGAACAUGGUCCUGGGUUUUGAAAGAAAUUGUUGAGAAGAGUAGUUCAUAUGUGGUAUGUGUGGUAAAUAUAGACCCCCUGAUGUUUACUGAAGCUUUUCUAAGCACAUUUUGAUCAAUGAGACUCCUGGGUUUACAUUGUUGUAUUGGAAACUAUAAUUAUAUAUUAUUAAAGUUAUUUAUGAUUACUUUGUCAUUGCUUAUUAUCCACUAUAUGUUUAAAGAUUCUUAAGUUUGUAUGCUGACUAUGUUAUUGAUUUUAGUGCAGUAGUGAUCUGCACACCAGUGCACAAAGCAAGGUUGAUAGAGACAUGGAUGAUGGAGUUUGGUGUGGACGAACUUGCCCGGCCUGCGCAGAAUGUUGACCAUAACUCGAUAGAAGACCUUUGAGAUGAAUUAGAGCAGAGACUGUAAGCCAGGACUUCUCGUCAAACAUCAAUGUCUGACCUGACCAAAGCGCCCCGAAAGAAUGGUGAAGAACUCCCAUAAACUCCUAAACCUUGUGGAAAGCUUCAUAUUAAACCUAAUGGAUUGAGAAUAGGAUGUUACUCAAGUUCAUAUGUAUGUGAACUUACUGUAUAAAUAACUAUGGCAAUAUACAGUAAUUAUCUAUAGGUUAAGCUUGAGUCACAGGCACAGAAAUUCCUUUGGUAUUGGAGAGGAUGUGAUGGAGAGCUGAAGGUAAAAAAGGGAGAAAACCAAUGUCUAUUCAAUAGCUCUUGAGAGUUCAAUAAAAACAC